AGUUACGAAUUGGUUUUGGACCGGGAGAGAUCGUCUCGUAUACUCGUGUACGCCACAUAAUACAUUUUCAUUACAUUUCUGAACAGUUCUAUUUUGCUUUUUUAGCCAAUAGCCAGAAAAAAUAUAUAUAUAGCUAAAAUUCAAAAAACGAAACGCACACAACGUGCGAAGACGACGGGCCAAGAAUAAGCAAAUUAUUUAGCUGACAAUCGUCGAAAGGGACACUAAGGAUUACCCAGCCGACGAUUGUUGGUUAAAAUUUUGCAAAUAAGGGCUUGCAAAAAAAAUUAAUAAAUAAAAUUAAAUAAAAAUACAAAAAAAAAAAGAAUUAUAAAUCAGUUUAUCGCGAAUUUUGAAAAAUUAUUUUAAUAAUAAAUAAACGAACUGCAAAGUGACAAAAAUACGAACAAGUGCAAAAUUCUAAAAACCCACAAAAAGUGUAACAAAUUUUGCAUUUAAACGAGCGCAUAUAUUGUGGAUAUAUAUAUAUAUGCGAUUAUACGAGAGCAAGUGAUUUAUUAAUUUUUUCCUAAUUAUACAUAAUUACGGGAAAAAUUCGAAAGAAUAAAAGGAGAAUUUAUGACGUGGCUAAGGUGCUAAAUCAAACUGGGAAAACUCAAGGAUAAUUUGUGGAUUUGAUUAUUAUGGGGCGACUAACAAUUUGGUUCCUGCUGGGACUGACGUUAAUCGCCGUAUCCAAUAAUGUUGGGUUUGCCAAUGCCGAUGUCGGACCAAGCGAAUCAGAAUGUCGACCCUACAUUGAAAAGGCAAUAAAUGAACUAAAAACCGAUGGUGUCACGAGUGGCUCUGGAGAAGUACAAGCCGAUCAGCCUCGUAGGGAUGAUGACGAUGAUGAUGAUGAUGAUGAGGACGCGAAAGGCGUCAACGACAUUGACGGCGAUGGCAUACCAGAUGAUCAGGACGACGACAUAGAUGGCGAUGGCAUACCAAAUGAUGAGGAUGACGAUAUCGAUGGCGAUGGCAUACCAAAUGAGAAGGACGAUGAUAUUGAUGGUGAUGGCAUACCGAACGAUGAGGACGACGACAUCGAUGGCGAUGGCAUUCCCAAUGAAGAUGACGACGAUAUCGAUGGCGAUGGCAUACCAAAUGAGAAGGACGAUGAUAUCGAUGGUGAUGGUAUUCCAAAUGAGGAGGACGAUGACAUCGAUGGUGAUGGCAUACCCAACGAUGAGGAUGACGACAUCGAUGGCGAUGGUAUUCCUAAUGAAGAUGACGACGACAUUGACGGCGAUGGUAUUCACAAUGAAAAGGACGAUGACAUUGAUGGCGAUGGAAUACCAAAUGAAGAGGACAGCGAUUUGGAUGGCGAUGGUUUGCUUAACGAAAAAGACGAGGACUUGGAUGGAGAUGGAAAAGCUAAUCAUGAGGACGAUGAUAUCGACGGAGAUGGUACUCUAAAUCACGAGGACAGCGAUUUGGAUGGCGAUGGUUUGCCGAAUGAGAAGGACGAAGAUUUGGAUGGGGAUGGCAAAGCCAAUCAUGAGGAUGAAGACAUUGAUGGAGAUGGUACCCUUAACCAUGAGGACAGUGACAUAGAUGGCGAUGGUGUCCGUAAUGAUGAAGAUCACGACGUCGAUGGUGAUGGCUUAUCCAAUUCCGAAGAGCCUCAGAGCAUGGACAUCGAUGGCGAUGGUGUGCCAAAUGCUUUGGACGAUGACAUCGAUGGGGAUAACAAGGUCAACGAGAAGGACGAGGAUAUGGACGGCGAUGGCAUCUUGAAUGUGCAUGAUAACGACAUGGAUGGUGAUGGAAUACCCAAUGUUCAUGAUGAUAGCCACGAAGUGGACAUUGAUGAAGAAGAGGUGAAGAAACGCAGCAAGCGUGAGGUGGACGCUGCUCCUGUUGUACAAGUUGAGGAGCCUGCAAGUCCAGCUGAGGAAUUCCCCGCUGAAGAGGAAGCUUCCAAGGAGGUGGAAACUGCUGAGGCUGAAGUUGAAGCUGAGCCAGAAGUGGAAGAAGAGGAAGAAGUGAAGGAGGAGGAGCCCGAGCCCGAGCCAGUUGCCGCUGAAGAGGAAGCCGUUGAGCCAGAAGUGGAAGCAUCCGUGGAAGUCAAAGAAAUCGAAGUGGCUCAGGAUGAACCACAAGAAACAGCUGUUGCUGCUGACGAUGACGACGAUGACACCAUGCCAGAAGACGAAUUGCUCUGGGAAGGUGCAAUCCCAGAGAAUCGUCGCAGUCGUCAACACAUCUCAGAACUUCUACAGUUAGACGAGGAGUUCAAUGCCCGGGAGAAGGCCACCGAUAAUGUCGCAGAGAUUAUCUUGCGCGACAUUAAGAAAAUCUAUGAGAAUGCCGUCAAGCCACUGGAGACUUUGUACAAGUACCGUGACUUGAGCAAUCGCCACUUCAGUGAUCCCGAGAUCUUCUCCAAGCCAUUGAUUCUAUUCAUGGGUCCCUGGUCGGGUGGUAAAUCAUCCAUUCUCAACUAUUUGACUGACAACGAAUACACGCCCAACUCGUUGAGAACCGGAGCUGAACCAUCUCCGGCCUACUUCAACAUUUUAAUGUGGGGCAAUGAGACGGAAGUUUUGGAUGGCACUCAACUGGCUGCCGAUUAUACAUUCGCUGGUCUGCAGAAAUUUGGCCAGGGUUUGGAGGAGCGUCUGCGUGGCUUAAAAAUGAAGAGCAAGCUGCUUGAAAAGGUCAACAUCGUUGAGAUACCUGGCAUACUCGAGGUACGCAAGCAAGUAUCUCGCGUCUUCCCCUUCAACGAUGCCUGCCAGUGGUUUAUCGAUCGUGCCGACAUCAUCUUUCUGGUAUACGACCCAGCCAAGUUGGAUGUCGGCCCAGAGACCGAGGCCAUCCUCGAUCAGCUCAAGGGUCGCGAAUAUCAAACGCGCAUCAUUUUGAACAAGGCGGACACUGUUAAGCCCGAAGAGCUGUUGCGCGUCCAGGGUGCCCUCAUUUGGAACAUCUCGCCACUGAUGUCCUCCGCUCAGCCGCCACUCAUGUACACCACAUCGCUGUGGACGCAUCCGUAUCAGGAUGGCGCACCAGCUCGCCUCCUUGCCGCCCAGGAGCGUGCCUUCCUGCGCGAUCUUCGCACAGCCAUCGAUAAGCGUAUCGAGCACAAGAUCGCCAGCGCCCGACGCUUCGCCGUGCGUGUGCGUAAUCAUGCCAAGAUGGUUGACUGCUAUUUGAACACGUUCUACAAUCACAAGACGCUGUUUGGCAACAAGAAGCGCAUCGCAGAUGACAUCAUUGAUCAUCCGCAGAACUAUCACAUCUAUGAGGGUCUUUCAACGCUGACCAAUAUCUCGCGUUAUGACUUGCCCGAUCCCGAAGUAUAUCGCGACUUCUUCCGUUUGAAUCCGCUGUACGAGUUCAAGAAACUCAGGGAUACUUGCACCUAUUUCCGGGGCUGUCCAAUUACCAAACUCGACUUGGCCAUUGCGUACGAGAUGCCCGAGUUGGCUGGCAAGUACAAGAAAAUGUCGGAGGCUGCGCUGGCCGGAAUUGAGGCACAGGCGCAAGCACAGGCACAGGAACAGGCCUCGAGUCCUGGACACGUUCAAACGGAGCCGAAGAAGACGAGUUGAGGUGUUGGCUCCUUUUAAGGACUAAACCUGCCAUUUAGUUUGUUUUAAUGAUAGAUGGAGAGAACACGGCAAACGUCUGGAGACAAUUAACUGGAGAGCGAUAGAGAGAAAAAGAGAGAGAACGAACAAUAGAGAGCGAGAGAGAAAGAGAUUGAAGGAAACACCCAGGAGCCACAAAUGAGAGCAAAACUAUUGUUAACAUCCUUGUUACUUACUGACGAACACAAAGAAACCAAAGCAACAAUAACAAUAACAAUAACAGCCAUAACAAAAACAACAACAACAACAGCGUAAGACAAAUGAGAACAAUAAUUUUGCUUUUGGAGAGUGUUUUCUUUUCUUCAUCUUUGUUAUUUGAUAUAAGGUCAAACAUGAACCUUUAGGAAACUUUAUUUAUUUUUCAUCUGAGUUGCAACAUUUUAAUUUUGAAUACCUAUUAUAAUAAUAUAACCGAACUGAGAGCUUUAUGAGAGAAAACUAAUGCACAAAUGAGAGCGUAAACACAAACACAAACAUACAAACACAAACAGAAUUAUUUAGCAGAGAGAUAAUAGUGUUGAGUCUUUUGUUUUAGUAGAGUAAAUCAGCUUUUUAUUUUUAACUGAGCUUAGCGAACGUAGCAUGAGGCAAAUUAAAUCCGAACUUUUGACGAUAUCUAACUAUUUAAACCUUUUAGACUCCCCUCAAAAUACAGAAACACCAUUUUUAUCUAUUUAUAGUUGACAGCAACAGCGCACAAAUUUUUGAGAGUUUAGCAGUGUUUUUACAAAUUGUUUGAGCAAAACAAAAACCAAGUUAGUUUAUUUUUUGAGGCAAACCCUAUUUCGAUGAUGUAGUUGAUAAGACUUUUUGGUAGCAAAAAAGUGAAACAGUGAAGACGUUAAAUCAAUUUUUCUAAAAAAAAAUAUGACUAUAAAGGCAUGUGAGAGAUACGAAAUAUGUUCAUGAAAUAUAAAUAUAUGGAUAUUUUAUAUAUCUGUUACAAAACUGAGAACAUAUGUAACAAUCAACUGUGAGAGCGGGUAAAAUACACAAAUAAAUAAAUGAUAAAAAAAAACAUAAAAGCUUA
Messenger RNA from Drosophila grimshawi, 4629 nucleotides. Its product is annotated as midasin. Lineage: Eukaryota; Metazoa; Arthropoda; Insecta; Diptera; Drosophilidae. Gene Ontology annotation, molecular function: calcium ion binding. The transcript is spliced from 14 exons. The record is from RefSeq and is a predicted model, not a curated record. Bases 645 to 3560 code for a protein of 971 amino acids.